Molecule: messenger RNA, 420 nt
Organism: Microthlaspi erraticum
Lineage: Eukaryota; Viridiplantae; Streptophyta; Magnoliopsida; Brassicales; Brassicaceae
Source: the annotation of a GenBank genome assembly
AUGGGUUUCAAAACGGGCUUCAGGUCUACCAGACCAUUCGGACGGUCGAUCGGACGUUCGGCCGACUAUCGGGUCAUGGCCAUCGGUACAAUCGGGUCGAUCGUGGCCGAGGGAAUUCACGUUCGGUCGUCGGAUUCGGCCGCGCGGAUAGAUUUGGUUGAAUGUUCUGGCCGCACGCGGGACGACGCCUUCCUGGUCGAACGGUGCGAUCAUGCGCGGGACACGGAUCGUGGUGAGCGGUCGGGACGAGCGAGAGGUGAUGCCUUCCUGUUCACGCGGUGCGGUCGUGCGCGGCGUAUGGUCGAGAGACUCAGAUGGGUCGACCACGGGUUGCUGCUUCCCGGGUCGGUAUGUGCGCUCGGCCGUGCACUAGGCGGGACGGGUGUGAAGUCCGGACGCGGGUCGAUCGUGGGACAGUAG